Molecule: messenger RNA, 777 nt
Organism: Oldenlandia corymbosa var. corymbosa
Lineage: Eukaryota; Viridiplantae; Streptophyta; Magnoliopsida; Gentianales; Rubiaceae
Source: the annotation of a GenBank genome assembly
AUGACAGAUCGUGACGGUUCAGUUGGGAGUGAGGAUUUUAUCCGAAUUGUCCCGACUCCUGACAAUGUUGUAUCGACGGUUUUUCUGGACUGCUAUGUGGACCUUACCGCUAUUGCAUCAAAGGCUGGCGGCCUUGCGAGAUAUAAUCCAAAGCGUAUCGAUGCUGUAAUCAUCAGGAUAAAAACCCUGCCAAACACGAAGGUGUUCGUUUAUGCUUUUGGAAUGAUGAUUUGCGUGGGAGCCAAGGACGAGGAACAUUCAAAUCUAGUUGCUCAAAAGUAUGCCCUAUUCAUCCAAAAGCUUGGGUUUUCCGCUAAAUUUAAGGAUUUCAAGAUUCAGAGAAAACCAGGUUUAGGACGUGUUAAUGUCCCCAUUAUGUUUGGGGAUCUUGCGCUUGCCUAUGAAGCCUCUUCCAAGUGUAAGCCAAAUCCAACUCAGGCUAGUAGUGGACAAAAGUCAAUUGUUCGAAGUAAGGGUUGGAGGGAAGUGCCUAUCCCCCUUUUGCAGUCUGCUGUUGAGCCUCGACUUGAGGAGGACAAUGCAGUGCUGCUUAGUACUCUUUGCAUGAAAUUAGCGAAAGAUGAAGAGUCGAACCGCAAAGUAGUUUCUGCUGAUGCCCCUGUCACCUCUCCUGCCGGGGUGGUUGAAGAUACUAUUGACAGUGCUGAUGCCUCUGCUGCGGUUCCUAUUGGGGGUGCUGACAUUGCUACUUACCAUGCUGAUGCUUGUGUUAGAAGGCCUGGUGCGGGUGUUAAAAGGCUUAGAGUUGCUUAUUAA